Messenger RNA from Amphimedon queenslandica, 2089 nucleotides. RefSeq lists its product as uncharacterized. NCBI's taxonomy places the organism in Eukaryota, Metazoa, Porifera, Demospongiae, Haplosclerida, Niphatidae. Gene Ontology annotation, molecular function: ATP binding; protein kinase activity. The record is from RefSeq and is a predicted model, not a curated record. Gene Ontology annotation, biological process: necroptotic signaling pathway; protein phosphorylation. The transcript is spliced from 10 exons. The coding region runs from base 5 to 2089 and encodes 694 amino acids.
UUUAAUGAGAGAUAGGCCUCGAGAUAAGGCAGACAUGUCCACCUUAGAGAAAUCCGAGGAGAGAUCACUAGGUAUCGGUGAUCUUGCUGAGAUAUUAGAUCUACUGAAGAAGUAUGGAUAUUCUGGUAUUGAUUUCUACAAUUUUGGUCUCCGACUGGGCCUGCUCCCUCGCACACUUGAUGUUAUUGCUAAAAAUAACAGUGGAGAUCUUAGUAGCUGUCUAAGAGAGUCUUUGAAGGCCUGGCUGGAGCAAGCUGAUAACGUAGCUAGUAAUGGCGGUCCGACUUAUUUUACAUUAAUAAGAGGACUGAAGAAAACUGAACAGAAUGCUGUAGCUGACGGGAUUGAUAGAGAAAAACAUCCAUCUUGUGAUAUUCUUGCUCGCUACAAGUCAGACCAGUCAGUUCAGGAAUUGCUGCCUAAAAUUGCUUUAUUCUUGCACAAAGAAGGUAUCAUCAAGGAAAUGAUGCUACCAGCUACAGCGCAAGCAUUAAUGAAUGCAGUCAGAGAGUCUGUCUGUGCUGAUCAUAGUAAUAUUCUAAAGUUUGCUGCUAUUUUACAGAAAUUUGUUUCAACCGUAUCAGUAGGAUACACAAUUGAUAACGAGUACAAAAAUAUAUAUGAAGGUGAUAAUAUGCUAGUAUUGACUGAAGGAGACAGCGAACUUGCGAUAUACAUGCCUCAAUCCUUUAAUGCAGAGUUCAUUGACAUGCGAAUCAAGUUUGGCCAAACUUUUCGUAAAGUUUUAAAAAUUUUAAAAACGUGCCCAUCCGCAGUCGAAGACUUGAGGGAAUUGCUUAUAUUUUUGUAUUCUGACUUUAAAGCCAGAUUAACACAGUGCCACAACGUGUCUUGCAUUUUAGAGCUGAUCCACGAGAAAUGCUCUCUCAUUAAUGUUAGCCUGCUAGAGUCCAUCAUGAAUGAAUUAGAAGUUAUGGAGGAAGCUGUGACAGUAAUUAGCGAGUACAAGGCAAGCAUUGAGACAUUUCUUCAGUCUGUUUCUCUUCGUCUUUCUCUGAACGAAAAGUUCUCCUCGUUACCGUCUCUUCGAUGUGAAACAGCUACCAUUUACGUCGGACGGAAUGUUGACGACUGCACCCUAAAUGACAUUAUGGAAUUAGUUUCACUUGCCGCAGACCGAUUGUCUAAAAGGGUAACUUUGGUCGUUGUCAGAGAGGGUAACUCUUUUACCAUCACUUUCUCUUUUCCUGCCUUUCUCUCUGAGUCUCUUAUUGCUACUGCACUUAAUAAUAUUGACUCACUCAUUGAGAGAGGAGUAAAGAGACUGACCAUUGGAUAUGGUGUUGUAUAUGAGGCAGCCAAUGAUAGCGAUGGGAGCUCUUUAGAGAAAUACAUAUCCUCAGUUUACAGUAAUGAUGGCACAUUGCAGCAAUUGUUGGUGUCACAGAACAUACUGUUGUUAAAUAGUCAAGAGGAGCUGACUAGAAUUCAGAAGAAGGGUAUACAAGAAAAACAAGUAUCAGAGUCUGAAGGAGGCAUAAUCCAAGCUCAAGCGUUUCCUGAUGAGCAGUGGGUUAUAGAUAAAGAUGAGGUGACUUUGACAAAGAAGGAGUUGGGAAGGGGAUCGUUUUCUGUUGUUACAGUUGGUAUUUUUAGAGGUUUAAGAGUAGCUGUCAAGUCACUUUAUGAUGAUGUCAUAUCAGAUAAAAAUAUAGUUCUCUUCACUAGGGAAAUGAGUAUAGCGUCGCGAAUACGUCAUCCUAACCUGGUCCAGUUCAUUGGUGCAACCAAGGUGGGUAGUCCUCUCAUUGUGACUGAGCUGAUGAGUACUGUGGGCAAUGCUGCAUAUGCUUCACCUGAGGCUCGUGAUCCUGAUCAGCAAAGUCCCGCAAUGGAUGUCUACAGCUAUUCUGUUCUUCUUCUGGAAAUGACUAUCGCCAGACUACCAGCAACAACACUCUCUGAGAGAGAUAGGCAAGUUCAGACUGCUAGUACUGCCUGGCCUGCAAUGAAGUCUAUCAUUGAAGAUGGAAUUGCUGUUGAUCCAAGAGCUCGUCCUGCAAUAAGCAUCAUAAUGAACAAAUUAAAAAAUAUUUGUGGAAUCUUCAAGAUUCCUGAUGAUUAUUGA